AUGCCUGUACCGUGCAGAAGGGGCUGUGGCAAAAAUGCUGUCUUAAAGAGACCAAAAACAGGUGAUGCUCUGUGCAAAGAAUGCUUUUUCUGGGCUUUCGAAACAGAAAUACACUACACAAUUACUAAGGCAGAAUUAUUUAAUAAAGGAGAUUCAGUUGCGAUUGGGGCCUCUGGUGGAAAGGACUCAACAGUUCUUGCUUAUGUACUGAAGACUUUGAAUCAUAGGUACAACUAUGGGUUGAACCUCAUGUUGCUGUCAAUAGAUGAAGGUAUCACUGGAUAUAGAGAUGACAGCCUUGAAACUGUGAAACAGAAUCGAGACGACUAUGAAAUGCCUUUAAAAAUAUUAUCAUACAAAGAUUUGUAUGGGUGGACUAUGGAUGAGAUUGUGGCACAAAUUGGAAGGAAGAACAACUGUACCUUCUGUGGAGUAUUCAGGAGACAGGCACUGGACAGGGGAGCGGCUAUGCUUGAUGUGAAGUGCAUAGCAACAGGACAUAAUGCUGAUGACAUAGCUGAGACUGUGCUGAUGAAUGUACUUAGAGGGGACAUUGCCAGGUUGAAGCGAUGCACAGCUAUUAGUACUGGCAGUGAAGGCACAAUACCAAGGGUAAAGCCACUUAAGUACACUUAUGAGAAAGAGAUAGUGAUGUAUGCCCAUUACAAGAAAUUGGUCUACUUCUCUACAGAGUGUGUGUUUGCACCCAAUGCAUACAGAGGGCAUGCACGAGCACUGCUCAAGGAUAUGGAGAAAAUUAGACCUGCUUGUAUUAUGGAUAUCAUUUAUUCAGGUGAAACCAUGUCAGUAAAGGAACAAGUGUCACUUCCCACUCAGAGGACAUGCACUCGCUGCAACUUUGUGUCAUCACAGGAAGUGUGCAAGGCAUGUGUACUCCUUGAAGGACUCAACAAGGGACUGCCUAAACUCGGCAUAGGAAAGAGUUCCAAAGCAAAGAGGAUGCUUGAAGAGUAUAAUGCAAAGCAGGCAGGAAAUGAAGGAGCACUACAAGACGCCAUAAAAGAUUUAAAUGACACAAACAGUAUAGGAGCUAGAAAUCAAAGAAUCAGUAGUAAAAAGAAAAAUGCAAACAAAGAAAACAAUGAUACAUGUAAUAAGAAUGAUUGCUGUGGGGGAGGCUGUAAAAGUAAUGCAAGUAAUGUUGAUCCAGUAGCAAGUAACAAGAAACUUAAUAUGCUACUUGAACAGUUUGGGCUGGAUGAGAAAGAAAGUGUGAAGAAAAAAUCAAGUCUAGAAAAUGGAGUAUCUGACCCAAAUGAUGAACAUUCUGAUGAAGAAACUCCAUUCAAUGCACAGGAGGAAGAUGACACAUGUUCUGCAAGUUGUGGAGGAUCACAUAUAGCAUUCUGA
Spodoptera littoralis (African cotton leafworm) is the source of this 1371-nucleotide messenger RNA. The record is from the annotation of a GenBank genome assembly. NCBI's taxonomy places the organism in Eukaryota, Metazoa, Arthropoda, Insecta, Lepidoptera, Noctuidae.